Messenger RNA from Pleurotus ostreatus (oyster mushroom), 1629 nucleotides. RefSeq lists its product as uncharacterized. The coding region runs from base 1 to 1629 and encodes 542 amino acids. The record is from RefSeq and is a predicted model, not a curated record. NCBI's taxonomy places the organism in Eukaryota, Fungi, Basidiomycota, Agaricomycetes, Agaricales, Pleurotaceae. The transcript has 11 exons.
AUGCAGCUCGCGGUGGUCUCGGAGACCAAGGCCAUCAUCUUCGACAAAGUUGAGGCAAACCCCCUUCAAACGCAGGGUCACUCCGCGUGGUCCGCCGAGAUCGACCUGCCCUCGCGCACCGUGCGCGCGCUGAACCCGAUCACGAAUACCUGGUGCGCGACGGGGAGCUUCCUGAGCAACGGCACGUUCAUACACUCGGCGGGCAACCCGUUUGUCGAUAUAGGCCAGGGCGAUAUUGGCCCUGAUGGACGGCAAGCACUUCGCAUGUUCACGCCCUGCAAUGAUGCGAGCUGUGAUAUUAUCGAGGACGCGCAGCACCUUCGGCUGACUUCGCGCCGCUGGUAUGCCGCUUCUGCAAGGUUGGAAGAUGGAUCGAUGAUGAUUUUUGGAGGAUCUAUGGCUAACGGAUUUAUCAACAACGCGACCAUCAACAACCCCACAUUCGAGUUCUUCCCUCCCAAGAAUAUCAAUGGCUUCAAUGGCCUGCAGAUUCCUACCAAGUUCAUGGUAGACACCAUGAAGGGGAACCACUUCCCCAACGUCCACACCCUCCCCGACGGUCGUUUAUUCGUGUCCGCGAAUCAGCAGGCCAUGCUGUUCGACUGGAAGACCAACACCGAGACGCGGCUCCCAGGCAUUCCGAACGGCGUCCGCAUCAGCUCCCCCUUCUCCGCGUCCGCUGUUUUGCUUCCUUUGACACCGGCGAACAACUUCACACCAGAAAUCAUGAUAUGUGGGGGCUCCGUCGUCGACGACACUCUGCUGGAGACCCAGUACUCCUCGCAGAUGCCAGCUUCGGCCCAGUGUGCACGGAUGGUGCUCUCCCCAGCAGGUAUCGAGUCCGGCUGGAAAGUGGAGUCCAUGCCACAGCCGAGGCUGAUGGUCGAGCUUAUCUUACUGCCCGACGGUCGCGUGCUUGCAGUGAAUGGUGCCCAAACCGGUGUGGCGGGCAUUAACGGCACACUCGAUCCCGUGGGGUUCCAAAGUAAUGCAGAUAAGCCAGCGCUCACUGCUGCCGUAUAUGACCCCGACGCACCUGUUGGACGGCGUUUCUCUUCUGCUGGCAUUCCAGCGUCGAAGGUUCCAAGGAUGUACCAUUCAAGUGCCUCGCUUACUCCCGACGGCUCUGUCCUCUUAGCUGGAUCUAACCCUAACGAGCAAUUCACAACCGAGGGCAGGUUUCCGACUGAGUACAGAAUGGAAUUUUUAUCACCCCCGUAUAUGUUCAGCAGUCGGCCUACUGUCGUCAGCGGUGUACCUGCCACUGUGGACUUUGGCAAAACGUUCACCCUAAGCGUUAAUCUGCCGCCCAACGCUCGAGACGUAUCAGUGUCAUUGAUGGAUCUUGGAUUCGCGACGCACGGCGUGCACAUGGACCAGAAGCUUGUCCAAUUGCAGUCUACGCUGUCCCGCAACAGGAGAACGCUGCAAGUCACCGCGCCGCGCAAUGGACAGUUGUUCUCUCCUGGACCGGGCUUUUUGUUUGUCGUUACCGAUGGAGGCGUACCGAGUGUGGGGCAUAGGGUGAUAAUCGGUACCGGCGCGUCUCCACCCGUAGACCAAGGCGCCAUUGAUAAGUACGCCGUAUUCCCUCCUCCCCGCGAACGCUCACGCUUACUGAGCUUCUAG